GGAAGGAAUGAAGGGAAAGCGAAGGCUUGGGCUGAGCUGGUUUCACUUUGCUGUUUUGGCUUGUGACCCGGAGACGCUCGGCGCAGUUCUCAACAAAGAGCCGGCAGACAGAAAAGGGACUGAGCGCGUUCCCAUCCGCAGAGAAGGUCCGCGUCGCCAGCGGAAACCCUGCCCGCCCAGCCUCCGAGGGACACGGCCGUCACACCCUCAAAGGGAGCGCAAGAGCUGGCAGAACCCCACACCUGUAAGUGUAAGUCCGCGUUUCAGAUCUCCUGCCUUCACAGCUGAUGGCCCGGAGGAACGCGUCUGGUGGAACGCGCCCCGGAAUUCCCGCGCGAGAGAGGUCGGCCUGUACCUAAGGAAGGAAGGGCCACUGCUGGGCCCGAGACCCGAGAAGAGACACAGUGACCCCCCACAGGGACAGUGGGAGGGAGUCCCUCACGGACAGGUCCCUGCGCCCCCGCCCACAAGGCCUCAGCCUGUCAGUCACCGGGCCGCCCAGGAGACGCGGCAGGAAAACACACAAACCACCUCCAGACCCGGGAGAGCAGCUGGACGCCAGCGGUUCCCUUCGCUUCCCUUUGACCCCUGCGGGGCGGCCCAGUGCCUCAGCCUUCCUAGCACCAAACGAUGCACUGACCAUUUCCACGAUGAGAAUACCCUUCCACGCUGGCGCUCAAUCCACGGAGCCACACCAGCCGGGGCCAAGUUCCCUUAUUACAGUUCAUCCUGAUAAGCAUUUCAUGAGCCCUCCUUUGCUGAGCGAAGUCCCUGGUUAGUGAGUCCCAGAGUGCCCGCGGGGAAGUGCCUCGGUGGAGCCCGGCUCCCUGGGUGCCCCGCGUCCCCUCAGGCUGCAGGUCGGCGGCCUGCUGCCCCGCCUGGCGGUGUCUGUGCACACCAGGCCUUCGGUCCCUUUGCAAAUGAACCCUCCGGGGACAGUGACGCAGUCGGCCUGUCCUUCUGCCUCCUGC
Messenger RNA from Phyllostomus hastatus (greater spear-nosed bat), 971 nucleotides. RefSeq lists its product as uncharacterized. NCBI's taxonomy places the organism in Eukaryota, Metazoa, Chordata, Mammalia, Chiroptera, Phyllostomidae. Bases 8 to 733 code for a protein of 241 amino acids. The transcript has 4 exons. The record is from RefSeq and is a predicted model, not a curated record.